AUUUUCGAAAUUGUUCACCAUUGCAUGCGGGGAGCCAGGACUGAAUUAAGCUCAAUAUGAAUUUGGGAGGCACAGUGCGGAUCAGCAGGUGUGGGAUGCUCACUCUGUUUGGUCUCUGUGUGCUCAUUAUUGUCUAUUAUGUGGCCACCAACCACCAGGUCAAGGGCAGUCUGGCAAACACACUCAAAAGUCAGCUUCGAUUCAAUAAAAAGCCGCAGGACAAGUUUGUCGACAUGGGUCGGCUGCUGGCUGUGGCCAUUGAGGUCGCCGAGCGCGGUGGCAGCGUGGUGAAACAGGUCCGCCGCGACUCGGACCUCAACCUGAAGAGCAAGGGCAAGACGCGCGAGGGCGUCAUCAACCCAGUGACUGACGGCGACAUGCGCUCCCACUACGAGAUGUACUUCGGACUGAAGAAGAUGUUCCCCCAGCUGACGGUGAUCUCUGAGGAGCACAUGCACCCGAACGCGGCGCACCCGGACAUCCUGCCCAUCAGCGGCCGUAACGCCGAGGUGGAGCGGCUCACCAUCACGGAGCUGGACGACCCCGUCCAGAUGGACGACAUCACCGUCUGGAUCGACCCGCUCGACGCCACCAAAGAGUACAGCGAGAACAAGCUCCAGUACGUGACGACCAUGGUAUGUGUGGCGGUGCGCGGCGAGCCUGUGAUGGGCGUCAUCCACCAGCCGUUUAAACAGGACUCGGGAGUUACCUACUGGGCCUGGGCAGAGCGCGGACACUCGCAGACACUCCAGCUCGGCAAGCAGCCGGAGUUCACAUCGAGCCAGCUGCCCGACCCCCUUAAGGUGUUGGUGUCGAUGUCUCACACGGGAGGCAAGACUGAGGUGUUUGCCAAGAAGGCGUUUGGCGAGAGCACCAAGAUCGUCCCGGCAGCCGGAGCCGGCUACAAAGCUCUGGCGACGCUGUGGGGUGAAGGCGAUGUAUACCUGCACACAACUCUCAUCAAGAAAUGGGACACGUGUGCGCCGAACGCCAUUCUGCGCGCCAUGGGCGGCAAAAUGACGACACUGAGCGGCCAAACCAUCAACUACGCCGCGCGAGAGGAGGACAAGAAAGAGAAGAUUGAGGACGGCCUGCUGGGGGCUGCCUUCUUCCAUAAUCUUCUUCUGGAGAAGGUGAAAAAGGCGCAGCAAACGUAGUACGCUUAGCGAAGUUUUAUGUAUUAGGGAUGGGAAUGCUGAUACUGGUGUGACUAUUUGACUGAGUGUCUGCUGUUUUACGUUCCGUGACAUUUUCGGGCGGGGUGAAGUGUAGUGCGAGGGAAUCAUGUCUGUUCAUGUGCACGAUCAAAGACUGCCUUCAAGGCACAGUGCGUUCGCGAUCGGUAAUGGCUGUCGUGUUCACGAGUGUCUCAAAUGGUAGCCGUAGUCUCACCUCUGCCUGUCGGCAUGGUCACAAGCCGGGACUUUGGAGGAAGGCCCGUUGUAAACCAGGGCAGUGUUUCACGGCCGCUGGCAGCACGCUGCCAGCGCAUUUCGCGAGCUGACGUCACAGUUUGUGGUAGUGUUAUAGAUACGAGUUUGUUGUUUCCAUGGAAACCCAAUUUGACACGUGGACUGGUAACGUGCUGGCAGCUGCCGUGAAACAGGGCCCAGACCCUUACCGGCGCUGCCAUCACAGCGGAGGAGCGGGGGCUGGUACAGAGGCAUUUACACGGCCAGUCGCUGCAUCUGGACACAGGGCCACGUCUUUAGCGGGAGCGACUGCUAUGUCUAACGCGGCCGUCCGUCAGACCCAGCUGCGGCAACUGUCCGUGCACAGGCAUCCCUCGUCCGUCAGGCUCCGGCCUCCACGCUCACCGUUGGGAUGUUAACAGCUAUUAUCGGGCCCUGUUUCACGGCACGGCGUUACAGUGCGCUACUGUAUUAGUGCGGCGUUUGAGGCGAAUUCGCCUCGACGCUCCAGCGUUGCGAGAGCCCGAGUUUGUUAAUGUUUCCAUGGAAACCCAAUACACCGAUAUGCGUAGCGCGCUGUAGCGCCGUGCCGUGAAACAGGGCCCGGGUUACGGCCACCAGGCCGUGUGGCUACUGUGUCUGCGGGCGGCUACCGUCA
Molecule: messenger RNA, 2070 nt
Organism: Amphibalanus amphitrite
Lineage: Eukaryota; Metazoa; Arthropoda; Thecostraca; Balanomorpha; Balanidae
Product: inositol monophosphatase 3-like
Exons: 7
Coding region: 57-1157 (366 amino acids)
Biological process (GO): phosphatidylinositol phosphate biosynthetic process
Cellular component (GO): endomembrane system
Molecular function (GO): 3'-nucleotidase activity
Source: RefSeq, a predicted model, not a curated record